This is a messenger RNA of Cadophora gregata, 1089 nucleotides long. RefSeq lists its product as uncharacterized. Gene Ontology annotation, cellular component: mitochondrion. Gene Ontology annotation, molecular function: alternative oxidase activity. Lineage: Eukaryota; Fungi; Ascomycota; Leotiomycetes; Helotiales; Ploettnerulaceae. The transcript is spliced from 3 exons. Bases 1 to 1089 code for a protein of 362 amino acids. The record is from RefSeq and is a predicted model, not a curated record. Gene Ontology annotation, biological process: alternative respiration.
AUGUAUGUCGCAAGAGCAUCAACAAGACUUCCGAUCUCCAAGCAGUCUGCUGCACAGCUCUCGAGAGCAGUGGCCAGCUUUUCUCAGUGUCAUCCAGUCUCGAACAGCACAGCAAGUCUUGGUUUGACGACUGGUCUCUACCAACCUCGCCGUCAAUUCUCUUCCACGCGCAAAACACAACUCCGAGAUAUCUUCCCUUCUCCAGACCAUGAGCACAUCAAGAAGACUGAAGCUGCAUGGCCACAUCCCCCAUAUGAUGAACAGAAGAUGAGAAAGGAUAUCUACUACGCCCACCGAGAGCCAAAAGACUUCUCCGACAGAAUAGCUCUAUUCAUGGUCCGUCUGCUUCGAUUUGGAAUGGACACUGCAACCCGAUACAAGCAUGAUGUCGAAGUGCCAAAGAAGGUUGGUGAUAGCAAUGCGGUCGUAGAGACCAAGCCGUACGGUAUGAGCGAACCCAAGUGGCUCGUCAGAAUGGUUUUCCUCGAAUCAGUUGCGGGUGUCCCAGGAAUGGUCGCCGGCAUGAUCCGCCACCUCCACAGCUUAAGACGACUCAAGAGAGAUAAUGGAUGGAUUGAAACACUUUUGGAGGAAGCCUACAAUGAGCGAAUGCACCUUCUUACAUUCCUCAAAAUGGCUGAGCCUGGCUGGUUCAUGAAAUUCAUGAUUCUUGGAGCUCAGGGUGUCUUCUUCAACUCGAUGUUCCUCUCCUACCUCAUCUCACCCAGAACAUGUCAUAGAUUUGUCGGAUAUUUAGAGGAGGAGGCUGUCCUUACAUAUACGCUUGCUAUUCAAGAUAUUGAAGCCGGCAAACUUCCUAAAUGGUCCGACCCCAAGUUCCAGAUCCCCGAAUUGGCUGUCAAUUACUGGAAGAUGCCCGAGGGCUCCAGAACUAUGAAAGACCUCUUGUUGUACAUCAGAGCAGAUGAGGCCAAGCACCGGGAGGUCAAUCAUACUUUAGGCAAUCUUGAUCAGAAGGAGGAUCCCAACCCCUUUGUAAGCGAAUACAAGGACACCGACAAGCCGCAUCCUGGCAAAGGCAUCGAAAACAUCAAACCACUCGGAUGGGAGCGAAAUGAUGUUAUUUGA